This is a messenger RNA of Prunus avium (sweet cherry), 612 nucleotides long. Its product is annotated as F-box protein FBW2-like. The record is from RefSeq and is a predicted model, not a curated record. NCBI's taxonomy places the organism in Eukaryota, Viridiplantae, Streptophyta, Magnoliopsida, Rosales, Rosaceae.
AUGGAGUCACUGCUUUUGGAUGUGCCUUUUGUAUGCAAGUCGUGGUACAAAGCAAGCCUCGAUCCUUGUUGCUGGCAACGUCUCAUUUUUCCCAACGUCUCCUUUUUUGGAAGAUUUGUCAAUGAAUAUAGAAUUGAUGACUGGAAGUUUUCGACUAGUGCUUUUAUUAAGUUUGUCGUCAGUCGUAGCAAGGGACAUGCUACUGUUAUCAGCCUACCUCCAUUUGCUUCAGAAGCAGACUUGAAAUAUGUUUCGGAUGUGUGUGGUGAUCUCAAGGUUCUGGCAUUUCAUGGGGACGAACCACAUGUAAUCCCAAAGCUGAUUGGUAAGUGGAAACAUUUGGAGUGGUUAAUGUUGGAAAGCGGCGAUGAUUUCGAAGAAAUCCUCUCACAGAUCAGCAUUCACUGCAAGGAUUUUUGUGGCUUAUGUGUGUCUAAUGAUGUUUUUUGUACUGGAGAGGCAAUGGCAAUCGUUAACUUCCUGCCUAAGAUUAAACAGUUGAUCUUUAGGAGGGUAGAAAUUGGUCGGGAUGAUCUUAUGGCGUUACUGCUGCGCUGCAAAAAGCUUCUGCUGCUGGAAGGCAGUGAUUGUAUAGGUUUUAGUCCGGAUUGA